This is a messenger RNA of Solea solea (common sole), 2094 nucleotides long. RefSeq names its product mitochondrial translational release factor 1-like (gene mtrf1l). Gene Ontology annotation, molecular function: translation release factor activity. Lineage: Eukaryota; Metazoa; Chordata; Actinopteri; Pleuronectiformes; Soleidae. The transcript is spliced from 8 exons. The coding region runs from base 473 to 1843 and encodes 456 amino acids. The record is from RefSeq and is a predicted model, not a curated record. Gene Ontology annotation, biological process: translational termination.
UGCGUGCAUCAUUCAACAUGGCAGCUCCCGUCAGCCUGAGAGGAAAGGAUUAAUAUUCUUCUAACAAGCCUCGAUAAUAUAUUUUCCCACAAUCUUUAGUCAAUUCAUAACUAUCAAUACGUUAUUUAUAGUCUCAUCGAUAUGUUCAACUACAAGAAAAAACUACGGGAAGCAACAACCGUUUGUUAUUUGACUUGACUUGACUUGAAGAUCACACAGUAGGUGGCGAGAAACUGAAAAUUACAUGUAAAGUCACGUAAAGUUCUGUUGGUUUCACUGCAAUAAGUCCACUUACCUCAGGUGGUGGUUAUUAAAUUGCUUAUUUACAGGUUGGUCUAUUAUGUCUACUGCAUGCAUCCCUGAUUCAAGUUUCCCUUAUAUUGAUCUAUAAUAAUAAUUCAUUCAUAUUUUUGAAUGAAGUCUUGCUGGACAAAGAAGCAAAAGAAAACGUGAUGUACCAAUACCAAAUCAUAUGAGGAUAUGUGUUUACCGCAUUAUGGUCAGUUGUGUUUUUAAGUCUGGUCAUAUAAUGGCUUACCAAAGAGCUAUAACCCUCCUUACUCACGGGAAACGGCAUGUCUUCAGUCAGUUGAUACACAGCUUUCAAAAAUCACCUAAUGCUCUCAGCCAAACCAUUAGAUUUCAUAAUCACUUUUAUACAAGAACUACAAGAACCCUUCAUACUAGUGCACCUUCGCUGGUGGCCAAGCUACUGUCUGUGGAUGAGCUUUUUGCUCGGAGGUCUCUGCUGGAGCGCCUGAAGAAGGUGGAGACAGAGUACAGUGAAAGUCUGAGAGCAGUCAACCACAGUGCCAUGGAGGAGCAGUACAGUGAGGAUGAGCUGAGGACCAAGAGAAGCAAACUGUCACUGCUGGCUCCUCUCAUCCAGAGCAUCAGAGAACUAGACACCAAACACAAAGAGAUGGCUGAGACUGAGGCACUAUUGAAAGAUGAAGAUCACGCCCUGCAAGAGCUGGCCAAGCUGGAAAGGGACAGUUUUUUGCAAGAUAUUCAAAAUCUGAGACAGAAGAUCCUGGAUCUGCUGAUCCCUAAAGAGGAGGCUGAUAUGAGUGACCUCGUCCUGGAGGUCACAGCUGGUAUUGGGGGUCAGGAGGCCAUGCUAUUCACUUCUGAGGUCUUUGACAUGUACCAGGGCUUCGCUCAUCAUCAUGGUUGGUCAUUUGACAUCCUGGAGUAUAUGACCAGCGAUAUAGGAGUACGUCAUGCUUCAGCCAGUAUCAGCGGCCCUCAGAGCUACAAGAGGAUGAAGUUUGAGGGUGGAGUCCAUCGAGUGCAGAGGGUUCCCAAGACUGAGAAACAAAGUCGAAUGCACACCAGCACCAUGACUGUGGUUGUACUGCCCCAACCCACAGAGAUCUCUUUCACAAUUAACCCAAAGGACCUGAGAAUAGAUACUAAGCGGGCAAGUGGAGCUGGAGGCCAACAUGUCAACACCACAGACAGUGCAGUCAGGAUAGUCCAUCUGCCUACAGGCGUGGUUGCAGAGUGCCAGCAGGAACGCUCCCAGCUGAAGAACAGGGAGAAAGCCAUGAUGUCUCUGAGAGCAAAACUGUACAACAUGAAGCUGGAAGUGGAGACCAGCAAACGCUACAACCAGCGUAAAAUACAGGUUGGCACCAAAGGCAGAUCGGAGAAGAUCCGGACAUACAACUUUGCCCAGGACCGUAUAACAGACCACCGGAUCGGAAUGACCGUGCAUGACGUCAGAAGUUUUCUGCUGGGAGAGGAUCUGCUGGACGAGAUGAACUCCUCACUGCAGGAGUUCUCCAACCAGGAGACGCUCAUGGAGCUGCUGGGAGAAAACGAGCAGGAGAGGUCAUGAGUUUUUUGGAAGGUUUUUGCCUCUUGUGAUAAAUUGGUUGAGAUGAACACGAACGCUGGAAUACACUGUAUUCACUAAUGAUACAAAUUCUGUGGUGAGAACUUAUGAAGAACUGGGAUGUUGAUGCUUCUUCCUACGACUCAUGUCUGCACAAAUGGACAUAUGGACACACAGGUAGAUGUCUUGUAAAUAAGUGACAUAUCCACAACUAAAAUAAUCAUACCUGGUCACCAAUAAAUGACGGGACUAUG